AUGGUACCUAAGAGGGAACGUUCUGUACUUGUAAGUAGUAUUGACUCUUCCAAAGGUCAAACGAACGGCAAGGUAAAAUGCAUUACUUCUCCUGUGACGAGCAACAAAGCGUUUGUAAUUGCAGUUGUAUUUUCAUCACUUGUGUUAGAUUUUGGAUCCGAAGCUAAGAGUCAGUAUAUCGUUCAAUUUACGAGAGAUUUAUCAAGAACCGCCAACUCAACCAUUUUAAGACAUCAAAAUGUGACAAAAAAUGCAUGCGGUAAAAAAUUAAACGAAAGUUCUAUGGACGAAAUAAUGGGACAAAAGCUUGCUGCAAAAUGGUCGUUCUAUUGUAAUACUGUCGAACAUGUAACAACUCUUCCAAUUGUAAUGCUGUUUGGAAUAUACUCAGACAAAAUAGGCCGUAAACCGUUAUUUUUGAUAUCUACGGUUGGUAUGUUUCUAGAAUAUGGAAUAAAAGCUGUCGCCAUUUACAUGAAGUUACCAAUGUAUUUCUUCGUGAUCGCAGCAGGUGUGGAGGGUUUAACUGGCUGUAGGUACUUAUUCAGUAUUGCAACUAAUGCUAGUAUUGCAGAUACAACUGAAAGGAAUCAAACAAGAACGACGGCGCUGGCUCUUGUGGACGUGUUUCUAGGAAUAGGAACUUUUGCAGCCAAAAUUGGAGCUGGAUAUAUGAUAUCAAGCAUGGGGUACUUCUUCCCAGUAGUAUUGACUGCUGGUCUUAAUAUUUUCAUGGUUAUCUUUAUAAUCGGUUUUGUACCAGAAACGCUACAACGGAAAUCCAAAAAGAAACCAACGUUUGAGAUUUUCAAAGAUUCUAUGUCAUUUUUGUAUGACAAAACACAGAUCCAUGGCAAUAAACGAUGGAAGUUCUUUUACUGCUUUUUCAUGUUCAUAUCUCUAGAAAUUUCCGGUAUGGCAGUAUCUGGAAUAUCAACGAUCUACUACAUGGGGUUUCCAUUUUGUUGGAACUCGAAAAGCAUUGGCUGGUACUCGGCAUCAACGUCUUUGAUCCAUACAACGAUAGGAGCAAUGUUGCUAAAACUGUUCGUGAAACACGGAAAGGACGAACCUUUAGCUAUUAUAGGGCUAAUGUCGUCGAUCAGCAACAAAGUCGUAAUGGGUCUUGCUUCACAAUCAUGGAUGCUUUAUUUGGGAACAAGCGUUGGAGUACUGUCCAUGUUACAAGGUGUGGUGAUUCGCUCAGCUUUAUCCCGGAUGGUGAUAGAGAGUAAGCAAGGCUCUUUCUUUAUGGUGUAUGAACUCGUAGUGAUCUUAACGGCUAUAGCGGGCACCUCUUUAGCAACCAACAUCUACCAAGCAACAGUAACGAUCCUCCGUGGAUUUCCCUUCCUAGUGGCUGCAUGCCUCUACUUUUUCGUAGUGCUGUUGGUAAUAAUUAUAUGUAUAUUUGGUGGUAUGCAUCCAGAAGCUGGAUCGAAAAGGACUAGUACUGCUUACAAAAGGACAAGCGAUAUAGCAACCUAUGGGUCAACUACACAGCAUCCAUCCAAUGUGAACUCGGGUGGGAAUAUAUCAAGCGAGGUGUGA
Messenger RNA from Ylistrum balloti, 1551 nucleotides. RefSeq names its product proton-coupled folate transporter-like. Gene Ontology annotation, molecular function: transmembrane transporter activity. NCBI's taxonomy places the organism in Eukaryota, Metazoa, Mollusca, Bivalvia, Pectinida, Pectinidae. Gene Ontology annotation, biological process: transmembrane transport. The record is from RefSeq and is a predicted model, not a curated record. The transcript has 4 exons. The coding region runs from base 1 to 1551 and encodes 516 amino acids. Gene Ontology annotation, cellular component: membrane.